ACCGGAUCUCGCGACGAAAACAACCAGGGCGACGAAGACUCCGACGGAGACGCCGACGAGGACGAAAACCCGCGUAUAAUAUCGGCGGCCGGGCAAAGUAUAUCCGAAUUCGUCGUCGUCUUCGUCGCCAUCGUCGUGAUAACCACCAAGAAACAUGGGUAACACCGAGAGCAAUGUGGCCAGUGGCGUCAAGAAGCAGGUCGACACCUCAUCAUUGCAGAUAUACAACCUGGUCGACCUGAAAGGUUGUGGUCUUCUCGUGGAUUUGAUGAAGAAAGCCGUACAGACAAAAAAUUUUGCCGAGCUGGAUAACGCGAUCAAAACACAAGUGGAACCCAUGCUGUACAACAAGGGUGAAGGCAGAAUGAUACCGAUUGCCAAACUCGUGUUACUGAGAAAUCGCGACCGUUCCCGGGCAAGAUGGCUUCCACCGUUAAAGAACAUGGAAGACGCCAAUGAAUACGAUAUCGAAAAAGACAUUCCCACCAUCGAAGAACUGGAAAAGCUGGGGGAAGUGCAGUACCGGGAGGUGUGCUGGGAUCUGAAGGAAAGGGGCACUGUCGGCGAAACGGCGUUACAUCUAUGUUUGCUGAACGCUACGUCUAUACACGCAGACUUGGCCAAAAGACUGUUGCAUUUCUAUCCAAAGCUCGUAAAUGACAUUUACAUGAUUGACGAGUACUACGGAGAGAGCGUGCUGCACAUGGCUAUUGUCAACGAAGAUCCGGCCAUGGUGAAGGUACUGAUGGACAGCGGGGCAGACCUGAACGAACGGUGUUUCGGGAACUUCAUGAGCACUGAAGAUCAAAAGGCUUCCAGAUCAGAUUCUCUCGACCAUGAAUGGGUGAACCUGUGUCCCGACACCAAUUACGAAGGGUACGUGUAUUGGGGUGAAUAUCCACUGUCAUUUGCAGCAUGUCUCGGCCAGGAGGAGAGCUAUCGUUUGAUGUUGGCAAGAGGAGCCGAUCCAAAUAACCAGGAUACCAACGGCAAUACAGUUCUGCACAUGCUCGUAAUUUACGAAAAAAUCUCGACGUUCGACAUGGCCUACGAAAUCGGGGCGGAGCUCAACAUUAGGAACGUGCAAAAUUUGACACCACUCACGCUGGCCGCGAAACUGGCUCGGAUCCAAAUGUUCUUUCACAUACUCAAAAUCGAACGGGAAAUUUAUUGGCAAAUCGGCAGUAUCACUUGUGCCGCGUACCCCCUGACCCAAAUUGACACCAUCGACAACGACACGGGGCAGAUCAGCAGAAACUCGGCGCUCAACUUGGUCGUGUUUGGCGAAAGUCCAGAACACUUGGAGAUGAUGGACGGUGUGUUGGUGGAUCUGCUAAAUGCUAAAUGGAACGCUUUCGUGAAAUUCCGGUUCUAUAGGCAGUUCAUCUUGUUCGCGUUUUACUUUUCCAUAUCCAUGGUGUGCUUCGUUUUGCGUCCCGGGCCGCCACCCACUGGUCUUAAGCCGCCAUUAAUCAACUACACUUCGACGUCGACCACGGUGGCCACCACGCCGUUUGACUUCAUGGACAACGAGUCGAUGUUGCCCGACAACGUCAUGUACGACGAAAUGAUGAUCGGCGGUGGCGGUCCGACCGAAUUCGAAACGCCGGUGGUAACCACGGAGAUGGCGACGGUCAAUGACAACGCCACAACCAACAACGGUACCGGUAUCAUCCGUACGCCACUGAUCUACGAGGACGGUGCUGGAGGUGGUGGUGGAAGUGGUACCGUAAGCUUGCACGGUAAGAGUUCCGGUUCGGACAGGGGCAAACACAGGAGCACGUGGAAUCCCGCCAACCAUACGUUCAAGACCAACUACACGUACAACUACAACAAAUCGAGAAAAUUUUGGUGGAACAAGAGACAAAAGGUGUGCAGAUUAAUGGCAGUGCAUUCGACUGAUGAUCUAAUCAGAAUGGGGUCGGAAGUGGGAAUGUUUGUGGGAGCCUUCCUCUAUCUACUGGCCGCAGUCAGAGAAGCUGGAUUUUUGGGCUCCCAGAUGUUCAUUGAAAACCUGGCCAUAGCACCGGCAAGAGUGAUGUUUCUGUUCUCGUGCCUGCUCAUGAUGACCAUACCACCACUGAGACUGACGUGCUAUGACAAAGCCGAAGACAUAAUAGCCGUAAUCAUCAUGUUGACCACUUGUCCGUACUUUUUGUUCUUCUGCAGGGGUUUCAAAACCGUCGGACCGUUCGUGGUGAUGAUCUACAGGAUGGUGAUGGGAGACUUGCUGAGAUUCGUUUCCAUUUACAUGGUGUUCGUGAUGGGGUUCUCGCAAGCUUAUUACGUGAUUUUCCUAUCUUACGACAACCCGCUGACACCAGAGGGCAUUGACGAUUCCGUGCUGAACCCGAUGCCCACGCCGACCGAGUCCAUCAUGGCGAUGUUCCUUAUGUCCGUCAACACGUUCACAGAUUACUACACGGCGUUCGACAAGACUAGUCACACGUUGGUCGCAAAGUUUUGCUUUAUAGUUUUCAUGGUGAUCGUGGCCAUAUUGCUGGUGAACAUGUUAAUCGCCAUGAUGGGGAACACUUAUCAAAAGAUCGCCGAGACCAGAAACGAAUGGCAGAGACAAUGGGCUCGGAUCGUACUGGUGGUAGAGAGAGGUGUCAGCCCGUCACAGAGGCUCAAAAAGCUCAUGUACUACUCGCAACCGAUGUCAGAUGGUCGGAGGGCGUUGGUGUUGCGACUCAAUCAGACGGAUGAAGACAAGGAGCAAAUGAAAGAGAUAUUGGAAAUGAAACGCAUUCACAAUCGCUAUGUUGAAAGAAUGCGCGCAAGAGACCUGAGCAGCAAACUAUCGUCUUCGUGCGGAAAAAAUGCAAACAAUGGGACAAUUAAUUUAAAAGCAAAUAAAUAAUAUUUGUAUAAUAAUAAUUUAAGUCAAUAAGAAGUAUGUACAGAAUAAAUAAUUAUAUAUAGAUUUACAUAUAAUUAUAUAUAUAUUAUGUAUAGCUGUAUAAAAUACAUAAAUUAUAUUCAUAAUGUAUAUAUAAUUAAGAUACUUUCAGCAAAGAUGUUUUGUUAGCUAUAAUAA
Molecule: messenger RNA, 3040 nt
Organism: Myzus persicae (green peach aphid)
Lineage: Eukaryota; Metazoa; Arthropoda; Insecta; Hemiptera; Aphididae
Gene: nan
Product: transient receptor potential cation channel subfamily V member 5
Exons: 17
Coding region: 155-2863 (902 amino acids)
Biological process (GO): calcium ion import across plasma membrane
Cellular component (GO): membrane
Molecular function (GO): calcium channel activity; protein binding
Source: RefSeq, a predicted model, not a curated record